Molecule: messenger RNA, 9450 nt
Organism: Leucoraja erinaceus (little skate)
Lineage: Eukaryota; Metazoa; Chordata; Chondrichthyes; Rajiformes; Rajidae
Gene: sncaip
Product: synuclein, alpha interacting protein
Exons: 10
Coding region: 177-2930 (917 amino acids)
Molecular function (GO): ubiquitin protein ligase binding
Source: RefSeq, a predicted model, not a curated record
GGAAGGAAGGUGAGGCACAAGCGGGGCUUAUGUCUUCUCGAUCUGAAGAGGGUGCGAGGAUAACAAAACAACCCACGGUCAGCGACACUUCAGUGGCGAGGAAAGAGGGUGCUUCUGCUGCCCGAGCAGAUUGUCAUUCUUGGUCCACUGUAAUCCAAAAUGUGCUUUGAUGUACAAUGGAUAUUCCUGAGUACUUAGAUUUGGAUGCAAUAGAUUUUAGUGAUGAUACGUUUGGCAGCUCCACAGCAAAAGCCCUUCCUGAGCUGUACAAAAGAUCUGAAAUGCAGAAUGAAGAUCGAAUAGUUUCUAGUUCAAAUUGGCCUUCUGGAAGUACAGCAUCUGUUGGCAGUGGAAUAAAAUCCAAAGGGAAUGCAGAUGUAUACAGUAAAUUCAGACCCGUGAAACGAGUUUCACCUCUCAAGCAUCAACCAGAAAAACCUGACAAUGACAAGAACAUUGAAGAGCAUGAACUUAAGAGUGAUUAUAAAAAGCAAGAGGAUACUGAAAAUCCAAACCUGUUCAAUACCUCGUGCGACAACAAUGGGCAGUGCUUUAGGAUCAAAGACACUCAGACCAACACUUUGCUUGAUGAACUUGAACACUAUGAUUUGGAUAUGGACGAAAUUUUGGAUGUGCCUUAUAUCAAAUUAAGCCACUUUCCUUCCCAGAAAUGUAGUCCUUUCAAAAAGGCUGCCCUGGAGAGUCACACAAGCAUGGAUAUGAGAGAUGAUGGUAGCAGGGUCUGCACAGCAGUGAAAGCUGAGAACUCAUCUUCCAACUUAACACAAUUUUGUAUUUUGUCGCCAGUAAAUAACUUGGAAUUGAGGAAAUUAAAACCAAAUGCCAUAAACCAACAAGGGCAAGCAACUGGAAAUUUAGAGAGUUCUGUGCAUGAGAAUGCUGUGUAUGAUGCUGAAGCCCAGGAUAAAAGCUCAGUCAGCAGAACUUUGUUUGUUGAUCCACAUGGCUAUAAAGUUGGCAGUGCAAUACCAAACUCACAGCAAAGGUCUUUGUCUCUGCAAUCGUCAGUGGGGAGCAAAGUAGAAGAAGGCAAUGGUAGUACAAAUGGGAUUACCGUGGGAGGAUCUGGAGAGAAGAGUGAGGAAGCAAAAAAUGUUAAAAGCAUUUUAAAUAUAGUCAGAGACGGACAGAUUUCACUUUUGCCCCACUUAGCCGUUGACAAUUUGGAGAAGAUUCACGAUGAACAUGGAAAUAAUCUACUGCACAUUGCAGCGUCACAAGGACAUCUUGAAAGUUUGCAGCAUCUGACCACCUUAAUGGCAGAGGAAUGCUUGACAGAACGUAACAAUGAGAAACUAACGCCAUCUUCAUUAGCUGUAAAGGAAGGAAAACUUGAAUGCCUUCGUUGGCUGAUGAGUGAGACUGAAGCCAUUGCUGAACUGAGUCCUUCAGAUGGUUACCCUGCUCUUAUACAUUAUGCAGCAUGCCAUGGUCAGGAAAGGGUUCUUCUGUGGCUUCUACAAUAUAUGCAAGAACAAGGAAUAUCUUUGGAUGAAGUUGAUCAACAUGGAAACACUGCAGCUCAUGUUGCAACUCAGCAUGGUCAUCUGACUUGCCUUCAGACCUUAGUCGAAUAUGGAGCAAAUGUGACAAUACAGAAUCAGGAUGGAGAGAAGCCGUCCCAGAGUGCAGAACGAGCCGGUCACACUACUUGUUCACGUUAUCUGGUGGUUGUAGAAACCUGCAUGUCUCUAGCAUCACAAGUGGUGAAGUUAACAAAACAACUAAAAGAACAAACAGUGGAGCGAGUCAGCUUGCAAAAUCAAUUGCGGCAUUUCCUACAAGACCAGGCAACAGAAACGUCGGACCUUCAAUCUGCGGGUUCCUCAAUGCCAUCUGAAAAUGGUAAGAAGAAAACUAAUGUGUUGAACGAUCAAAAGGUGACUUCUGUAAAUGAAAAUGAGAGUGCAACUAAAUGCAGCGCUGAUUCAAAACCGAAGACAACAACAAAAGGGAUGCUAAAACAGAAAGGUGAAGAAGCAGACAAAAUUAUUCGUCAACUUUUGGGAGAAGAGAUUUCUGGGAAUGUGUGCACACAAGAAAAACUUUCAUUGGAAUUUCAAGAUGGGCAGGAGGCAAGUGUUGUGACAGGUUCUGCAAGAAAAGCCCUGAGAGACAAAAGAGAACUUAAACUGACCAGACUCAGAUAUUCUCAAAGAUCCUCUAGUGAGUCAGACACUGAUUCCCAUAUUGGUGAAGAUCAGAAGAGUUUUCCCAAUAAGAGAGGUAACAAGACACGACCACAACCCAUUGUUGAAAAGGAGGAAUGCGCUGCAAAAGUACAGUUCAUGAUUAAAAAGCACACUUCAGCAAUUGGCAGAAUGUUCCCUUUUGUCCCUAAAGCCCCUGGUGCAUCAGACGACCAAAGUCAUUCUCCUGUUGCUGAAAGCCAUGAUAAAUUUACUGACUGUCAGCAUCAGACAAGAAGUCCAGUUAGGCCCCAACUUACUGAGGACACAUCUCUGCUUUGUGCCGAUAAUGGUGACAUGCAGAAAAUGACAAACAGUCCAAAAAGUGCUCUUAAAUCACCAACUUCAAAAAGUAGAGUGUCUCAGAAUUUAAAAUUAAGAGUCACUUUUGAGGAACCUGUUGUGGAAAUUGAGCAAACAGUUUGUGAAUUAGAUAACAGAAAGGAUAUAGAAAGUGAGAAAACAUUACCAAAAUCUCCAACUAGUUUAGAAAUAAUUGACCCAUUGAACAGAUGUGGUGGACAACGUAGUUCACCUGUGGAAUCUACAAACACUAACCAGAACAACAAUAACUCACAAGCUGUCCAUUUAAACAUGGAUUACAUCCCCAGUUUACCACUGAAUUCUGCAGGAAGGAAGGCUGGAGGUUCAAAAUCAAGUCUUUUAACAGCCACAAAAGUUAAUACCAAGACAGUAAACGUGGUAAAAUCGACAAAAUAAUCCAUUGUUUAAAUCUUUUAUCACACUAAAAAGCCAAACUAACUUUUUAUUAAUAUACAAAAACUAGAAUCAAAUUUUAUUUUGGGUACAUUUGUAUAGAAGAAAUUAAGCUGAACAGAUCUGAGCAUAUGUUGACUUUUUACUACAUUGAAAAAAUAUAUACUGAUGUAAAAAAAGAUAUAGUAAUAGUUCCAUAGUUUUUUGAUUGGUUCUACGUAAUACAUUUUCAGUAUUUUAUAAUAUAAAUUGUAUAGUGUAGGAAAGUGGAAGAUGAAUGUUAAAACUAGUGUCUGCACAAAAUCUAAUAACAGACCAAUUAAAACAUAUUGAUUUUCUUUGUCCAUUGUGCCAAUAUCCCUUCCUACUCUCCUGAUGGCACGGACAUCUUGACCAGGUAACUAUUUUUUGUGUCAUCUUAGAAAAUGUCUUCAAAUUAUCGUGAACAUCACACAGAUAGCAGUGGAGCAAUGGGUCAAGAUCAUUUUGUUCCCUUUCAAACCUAACAUGAUGAUUUUUAAAGAGAGGUAUAAAGUCACUAUUCCAUCCUGACCAAAAUCAACAAACAGCACAAACUGCAAGUUAAAUUUGUGGUUGCAUGGUUUCACUGGGUCAUAUAUUCAGUGUCUUAAUCCAUUGAACCAUGUCUACAGUUUAGUAAAAAUAUUUUUUUGAGAUGCUGUAUUGAUGAUUGGUCUUGGGGAUUUCUUUUUCUGGAGCUGGAUUUGAAUUCCGUUUUCUUCUCUCUGCAAAAAAAAGUUGAUAUUAUCAACAGUAUUAUUCUUUAUUUUUGUCAGGUAUCAGUUUAUCACAGAACUCGAUCUUCUUGAAAUCUGUACAAAACUGCUUAUCUUUGGUGCCAAUUUCUACUGAUGAAAAGUACGAGCAUUUUAGCAUUAAGGCUUAAGACAUAGUUAAAUGCUAUUUAAUGAGAUUUAAUUUGAACGUAAAAUGGAAAAAUAUGAUGUCAGGUGAAAAAAAAUAGAAGUUUGCCAUUUCCUCAACAGUGACAUCCUCAUUAUAAAGCAUAUACUUAUUGUUACUGUCUUGUGUAAAUGGACAUGAUUGCAUUUCAACACAAAACCUGAAGAUCUACAUUUACCUGCCAAGAUUCUUUUCUGAAUUCUUCAUUCUCUUGAUGUGAUUCAUUUUCAUUUUUCACACUUACCUUGAGCCAUAUCUUUGGCAUGGAUAUUAGCCUUCUAUAUCCAUGGUUAUCCUUCACCCAAUGUAUGAAUCUACAAUGUAGUUAUUCCCUUUCACCAAAUUUGCUGACCUCAAUCACACUGUUAGUUUAUUCUUUCAUUCGAAUAAACUUCCUUUCUUGCAACAUUGUUUGUCUACACUGAUAAACUUCUCUAUUUAUUCUACAGAUAUUCUGUACUCCAUUUCCACCAUCUGCCUGUAUUUCACAGCUGUCUGCUUGGCAGACCGUUAUUAAUUUUGUUGGAUGAGAAACUUCCCACUGUGAAGGAAUAUCAUCCUCUGCACCAGUCCACCCUCGGGCCACUGAGUUCGUCUUCCAUCCCUGACCAAUAUUUCAGUCUGAAUUGAUUUGUUUAAAAUUUUGGAAUCCAGUUCAAAUUUGCUUUAUUUUCUUAUCGUCGAGAAAGUGUUUAAUUGCCCUAUGUGCCAACAAUAGAACAACAACAUUCUGACUUGCAGCAACACAACAGGCCUGCAAAGACAAGAUAAUACAAUACAAUAACAUAUAAUAAAUAAAUAAUCAAUAAAUGAAUAACCCCAGUAUUACUGCAAAGACAUCCCAAAUACCUUAGUGCAACCAAAGAGGUUAGUGUUCAAGAUCCUAAUGGGUGUUGGGGGGGAAAAAACUAUUCUUGCACUUGAUGGAUGCAUUUUUCAGACUCCUAUAUCUUCUUUCUGAUGGUGGAUUGAAAUGAGAGCCUGGCCAGCAUAGUGUGGUCUUAUUAAGGCAAUGCCUCCUGCGAUGAUGGGGAGAUCAGUGAUGGACUGGGCAAUGUCUACCAUUCUCUGUCAUUUCCUACAUUCUUAGGCAUUCGUUGCCAAACUAGUCCGUCAUCCAACCAUUCAAUAUGCACUCAACAAUAAGCUGUAGAAGUUCGAGAAUGUUGUUUAAUAUACAGAUCUCCUGAAUCUUCCAAGGAGGUAAAGGCAUUAAUGGGCUAUCUGCAUGAUUGCAUCAAUGUGCUGGGCUCAGGACAUAUCUUUAGAGAUAUGCACGCCCUGGAACUUUAAGUUGUUGACUCUCUCCAUCAACAACCAGCCAAUGAAGGCAGGUCCGUGGAUUUCCCCUUCUCAAGUCGACAAUCAGCUCCUUGAUUUUGCUGACAUUGAGAGCACGAUUGUUGUUCUGGAACCAUUCAAUCAGAUUAUUAAUUUCCCUCCUAAACUCUGAUUCUGCCUAUUGUGCAACAACGGUAGGAUUGUCAGUGAAUUUAAAGACACCACUGGAACUGUGUCUGGCUAUAACAGUCAUGGGUAUGAAGUAAAUAAAGCAGGGGGGUGAGCACUUCGCCCCUUGAUCCUGUGCUGAUGGUUAAUGAGGAGACAAUGUUGACAGUUAGUAAUGAUUAUGGUCUACCGAUAAGGAAGUACAGCACCUAGUUAGUUCCACAUGGAUGUGCAGAGUUCCAGUUCACUGAGUUUGAAAACCAGUUUGAAGGGGAUGAUGGUAUUGAAUGCUGAGUGUAGUCGAUGAACAACCAUCUAAUGAACCACACCUGGAGAAUUGUGUGCAGUUUUUCUCUCCAAAUUUGAGGAAGGACAUUCUUGCUAUUGAGGGAGUGCAGCGUAGGUUCACGAGGUUAUUUCCCGGGAUGGCUGGACUGUCAUAUGUUGAAAGAAUGGAGCGACUGGACUUGUAUACACUGGAAUUUAGAAGGAUGAGAGGGUAUCUUAUUGAAACAUAUAAGAUUAUUAAGGGAUUGGACAUGCUAGAGGCAGGAAACAUGUUCCCGAUGUUGGGGGAGUGCAGAAUCAGGGGCUACAGUUUAAGAAUAAGGGGUAGGCCAUUUGGAACAGAGAUGAGGAAAAACUCACCCAGAGAGUUGUAAUUGUGUGGAAUUAUCUGCUUCAGAAGGCAGUGGAGGCCGAUUCUCUGGAUGCUUUCAACAUAGAUAGAGCUCUUAAAAAUAGUGGAGUCAAGGGAUAUGGGGAGAAGGUAGGAACAGGGUACUGAUUGUGGAUGAUGAGCCAUGAUGGCGGUGCAGGCUGGAAGGGCCGAAUGGCCUACUCCUGUACCUAUUGUCUAUUGUCCAGGUCCUUGCCUAGGUAGCAAUUGAUAUGUGUCAUAAUCAACCUCUCAAAGCACUUGAUCAUGGAUAUUUGGUGCCAUUGGUUGGCAUUGAGGCAUGUUACCAUGUUGCUCGUGGUGGUAUAGAAGUCCAUUUAAACCAGGUGGGAACCUCGGACCUUAGUAAUGAGAGGAUGAAGAUGUCUGCAAAAAAGUCUCCUGGUGUUAAGAAACUGGCCAGGUACAAAAUCAGGUGAAUAUAUCUUCUAAGGCUUCCUCCUUAUGUAUACCAAUAGCUCUAUUAUUUACAUCAUUGCUUCAUAACUCAUCUCUGCACUUAUGCUUUGAUGCUGAAACUUUUAUACCCACUUUUAUAACUUAAAUACUAUUACAUUCUGUUUGCCUUUCUAUACUCGAGCUGCAUUCAUCCAGUCUUACAUCAAAUCCCAUAAACGUUUCAUUAUACCCCUAUGCCUUUCAUUAUGUUAAUUUACACUGGUUCUCCAUAUUUCGAAACAUUAAAGCUUAAAUAUUUAUUUUUAAAUCACUUAAUUCUAAUAAUAUUAUAAACUCUUCUUGCCCCAUGUCACUGUUUAGCAUCUCUGAGCAUUAACAUUUUGUGUGUAUUCAUCACUCUUUGUCUCACUAUUAAUGUGGUGGGUGCCUUUCGGUAGUAAGGUUCUACUCAUUGGGAUUGUAACCUAAUAAUCUCAUCUCUUCAACCUAUUUUCCAAACUCCCCCAAACUUCUUCAAAGUUUCCGAAAUAUUCUACCUGUUGUCCACAGCUAUGUAAUACUGAAGUAUGUUUUUAUAUUAAGCUUCUUAAUCCUUACUCCUUAUCCCACUCCUUAAUAACCCUCCCCACUUCUUUGACUGGAAUGAGGUCAACGCUGCAAGUACUUUUUUUUUGGCUCAAUAACAUUUUUUCCUACAAAAUCUUUAAAGUAUUUGGGACAUUCUUUAUGUUAAAGAUGCUAUAAAUGCAAAUGAUGUAUACACAAUUUUAUUUUCUAUUUGUGAAUAUAUAAAUUACAAUUACUGAGAACUUCACAAACUGUACAGUUUGUUUAUAAAUGUGAUGGAAUUAUUCUAUCAAAAGAUGUUUUUGAAGCCAAUUUGCAAUUAUACAGAAUAUUGCUUUCUUUGGAUUAAUUACUUAAUGCAAAAAUAGCAAUUAAAUGUUAACCAUUAUGUCAAUACAAUUUAUUUUACUGAAAUGUCUGUGUUUUGGGCAACAUUGUCCUGUUUGAAUUUUUAUUUUGCUUGUUUGAUUGUAUUUUGAGUUAAAUCCUGUUAAAAGUUUGAUUUGCACUUUUUUUUGUUUUCUGUAAAAUUCCAUGGCACUCUUGUUUGUACAAAUAAAAUUGUAACAGUUCUAAAUAUUGGGUAACCUCCCGUUAAAGCAGUUUGUGUAGAAGUUACCACAAUGGAUAACAUUAUUUUGGAGGAAUGUUUGUCAUCUACAACACAUUUAGCCAUCUGGUGCCCUCGUUUGUUUUUGUGACUAUUACUGCAACCAUUCAAAGAUGAAACUAUUUAAAUAUUUGGGAGGUUUUUUUCAACCUUAUGUUGAUUUUACACAAGGAUAGGCAAAAAUAUUCUAAUAAACUAUUCUUUGAUCCUUGUACUCAGCAUUUACAUGAUAUUAGGUUGCUAGAUAGAAAACUGAAAUGCAAGGUCAGUGAAAUGUUUUUAUUUAUAUAGUACCAUCAUUAUGCAUUUGGGACGGUAUUAGCUCCAGGGACGAAGCAAUCCUUGCACCCCAUUUAAAUGGAAGUCAAACAAUGUAAACAAAGGAUCGGUCAUUCAUUAUUUUUGAAUUAUUCUUUUAAAGGGACUAUCUGCUUAUGUCAGUUGCCUGUAUUCCACAGUAUUUGUGAAAAGGGAGUUACUGGGAAGUUUCUUAUGAAGUAUUCCUCUUCAGUGUUUACCAUGUUUAUGUUGAAAGGUCUCAUACAUCAUCAAGUUGAAGAAAAGCAUGAUCUACUAGUGAGUGGUAUGAAACUAAAGUUGAUUUGUGUUUACUCCAGAUCGCUUUUUAAUCAACUUGCCUACUGCAAAAUGAUGCCAAAACAUAUGGUUUCAUAAAAUGUGUCGGAAAGAACUGCAGAUGCUGGUUUAAAUCAAAGGUAGACACAAAUGCUGGAGUAACUCAGCGGUACAGGCAACAUCUCUAGAGAGAAGGAAUGGGUGACAUUUCGGGUCGAGACCCUUCUUCAGACUCGCGUCAUCCUCUCCAGAAAUGUUGCCUCUCCAGCUGAGUUACUCCAGCAUUUUGUGUCUACCUAUGGCUUAAUAAAGUUCUACUGCUGCAAAAACACACAGCUCUAUAAAUAAAAACCUUGAUCAGGCAAACACAACUUAUUUAUAUCACGAUAUACUGGUUGGGAUUCCAGUUCUUAAGAACAUUGGGAUUAUUUGUUCCACAAUGUAAUAGAAUCCUUUACAAAGAGGAUUAUUUUUCAUUUAAAAAACGUAAGUUGUCUACUUUUUCCCUGCAAUGUCUUUUCAAUAAUAUUUUGACUGAGUUUAAAGAGUACCCAUGGCAGGUAAAUCAGUAAUCAUAGAGCAUGUCAGGAAAGAAGAGCUGCUGAUGAUUACAGAAAUAAACAGUACCCUGUUGAGUUUGAAGGGUGGUGAAGAGGAUAAAGAACAGAAUUGUAAAUUCUUCAUGUAUCUUCCAAGGCAAGCUGCUAAGCAUGGAAGCACAAGAUCUUACUCAUACAGCUGAAAGUUAUUGUUUUGGUGUUCUCACUGCAACUAGCAUAAGAAGGAAUACUUAAUGUAGUCCAAUAUCUCAAUUGAGAUCAGAAUGGUGCAGUGCUUUUUUUUCGAAAGCUAAGUCAUUUUAAUAUAAUAAUAUGGCUUUGGCUUUUAACGCUGAGGAUCUUGCUUGAUUUAGGUAUGCUUUCAAACACCGAAAUAAAAGUUCACCAGUUAGAGGUGUUUAGCAACAGUGAUUUUUGUUAUCUGUGCUUCCUGGCGAAGGAAAACAGUGUGUGGUUUGUUUGAAUGCUCCUAUGGAAACUAGAUAACAGUGCAUAAAUGUGCAGAUUCAUGUUAACCUUGCAAUAAUGCCCAUCCCUUAUGCUCAUCUUUGCAUUCUAAAAGUUUAUUUAAUUUAAACAGUCAUAAACAAAUCCCAAAACAGAAUACUUCCUCGUGCUUUUGUGGACGUUUUCAAUUGAAAGUGUUUCUAAUAUUUUUUUGAAAUAAUUGAAUAAAACAGGUGAUUAUUAAGUAACAAUGUUGGAAAAUACAUACUUUUACCAACCUUUAUAGAAUUGUGACAUAUAUUCAAUUUGACA